Messenger RNA from Meleagris gallopavo (turkey), 3731 nucleotides. The record is from RefSeq and is a predicted model, not a curated record. Lineage: Eukaryota; Metazoa; Chordata; Aves; Galliformes; Phasianidae.
UAAACUUAAUGGCCCUAUUAAUCCAUAGAUCAGAGUAUGAUUAAAAAAGCUGCUGCUGAGACUGGUAAACAUGUCAGUGCUGCUACUACAGCAAGGCCGCUGGUACAAACACUGCCUUUAAGGACUACUGUUAAUAACGGAACUGUGCUACCAAAGAAACCAAGUGGCUCUUUACCUUCUCCAUCAGGAACCAGGAAAGAAACUGUAUCACCAGCAGCAAAAAGUACUGUGAAGAGAACCAGCUCUGCUGAGCGUGUGUCCCCAGGAGGCCGGAGGGAAAGCUAUGGAGAUUCCAAAGGGAGUCGCAACCGCACUGGAUCCACCAGCAGCUCAUCCAGUGGUAAAAAGAACAGUGAAAGCAAACCCAAGGAGCCAAUGUUCAGUGCAGGGAAGCGCCGUGUGACACACUGCAAAGAGGAAGGAUAUGUAAAAAUGUUUCUUCGUGGACGUCCUGUUACCAUGUACAUGCCCAAAGAACAAGUGGAAUCUUACAAUUUGGAAGCAAAAGUAGAACUACCAGCCAAGAGGCUUAAACUGGAAUGGGUCUAUGGAUAUCGGGGUCGGGACUGUCGCAGUAACCUGUAUCUUCUUCCGACGGGUGAAACUGUGUAUUUCAUCGCAUCUGUAGUUGUGUUAUUCAACGUUGAAGAACAACUUCAGAGACAUUACACUGGUCAUAAUGAUGACGUGAAGUGCCUGGCUGUCCAUCCUGACAGGAUCACUAUUGCAACAGGUCAAGUUGCAGGUACAUCCAAGGAUGGAAAACAAUUACCACCACAUGUACGUGUUUGGGAUUCUGUAACUCUGAACACACUGCAUGUCAUUGGAAUGGGUUUUUUUGACCGAGCUGUCACUUGCAUUGCUUUUUCUAAAUCUAAUGGAGGAAGCAGCCUUUGCUCAGUGGAUGACUCAAAUGACCACGUGCUUUCUGUGUGGGACUGGCAGAAGGAAGAAAAGCUGGCAGAUGUGAAGUGCUCUAAUGAGGCUGUAUUUGCUGCAGAUUUUCACCCCACUGAUACAAAUAUAAUAGUUACUUGUGGAAAAUCACAUCUUUAUUUUUGGACACUAGAAGGGAAUUCCCUUAUUAAAAAGCAAGGAUUAUUUGAGAAACAAGAGAAGCCAAAGUUUGUCCUGUGUGUGACCUUUUCUGAAAAUGGUGAUACUAUUACAGGAGACUCGAGUGGAAACAUUUUGGUUUGGGGGAAAGGCACCAACAGAAUAAGCCAUGCGGUUCAAGGGGCACAUGAGGGUGGAAUAUUUGCACUCUGCAUGCUGCGAGAUGGCACGCUGGUGUCAGGAGGAGGAAAAGACCGAAAGUUAAUAUCUUGGAAUGGAAAUUACCAAAAACUUCACAAAACUGAGAUUCCAGAGCAAUUUGGUCCAAUAAGAACAGUGGCUGAAGGAAAAGGUGAUGUUGUGCUAAUAGGAACAACCAGAAAUUUUGUCCUACAGGGGACACUGUCAGGAGAUUUUUUCCCUAUAACCCAGGGUCACACUGAUGAGCUGUGGGGACUUGCAGUCCAUUCCUCUAAACCUCAGUUCUUCACUUGCGGACACGACAAACACAUUACCCUCUGGGAUGCUACGACUCAUCGUCCUAUCUGGAACAAGAUUAUAGAGGAUCCAGCACAGUCUUCAGGUUUUCAUCCUUCAGCAGCUGUCGUUGCAGUAGGGACGCUAACUGGAAGGUGGUUUGUGUUUGACACAGAAACAAAAGACUUGGUCACUGUACACACAGAUGGAAACGAACAGCUGUCUGUAAUGCGUUACUCACCAGAUGGAAAUUUCCUGGCAAUAGGUUCCCACGACAACUCUAUUUAUAUAUAUGGUGUGAGUGAAAAUGGAAGAAAGUACACUAGAAUUGGCAAGUGUUCGGGUCAUUCCAGCUUCAUUACUCAUCUGGAUUGGUCUGUUAACUCACAAUAUCUUGUGUCUAAUUCGGGGGACUAUGAAAUCCUGUAUUGGAUCCCCUCUGCUUGUAAACAAGUAGUGAGUGUUGAAACAACAAGAGAUAUAGAAUGGGCCACGUACACCUGUACUUUAGGAUUCCAUGUUUUUGGUGUAUGGCCUGAAGGUUCGGACGGAACAGAUAUCAAUGCUGUUUGCCGAUCACAUGGGAGAAAACUGCUGUCAACUGGGGAUGAUUUUGGCAAAGUACAUCUCUUCUCAUACCCGUGUUCACAGUUUAGGGCUCCCAGCCAUGUGUAUGGUGGACACAGUAGUCAUGUAACUAACGUAGACUUCCUCUGUGAAGAUACCCAUCUCAUCUCCACAGGUGGAAAAGAUACAAGUAUUAUGCAGUGGCGAGUCAUAUAGAAGAAACAUCUGUGUGAACGUACGCAGUUGAAUCGACCAUGCACAGAACUUCUGUAUAAACUGUAUAUUUAAAACUUAACAGUAUGUUUGCAGUUUAGCCUGGUCACUGUGAUUUUUGUUUAAAAAAUUCUUACAAACCUCAGGAAAAUUAAGCCCUGUGCUGGUUACUUUACUCAGUUUAGUGAUUUUUUUUUUCAUUGUUGUCACACCUUAAGAAUGAUUGUUUUUCAUUUGUGUACAAUAUACAAUGCAGUACAAGUUUAAUAUUAAAACGUGGCUUGACAGUUUGCAAUGCAGUGGUAUCAGCAGAAUGUGACUAUCUUAAAUGUUGUCUAUAAACACUGCUAAAAUGGUCACAAAAAUGCCUUUCAAAAACUGUAUAUAUGUGCUUGUUUCACUAUCUACACUUUGUACUGUAUAUCUACUUAUUUAGAAAAAUCUUUGGCGAUGUCAAGGUACUGAAUUGCUUCUGAUAGAGGAUGAUGAAUCGAUACAAAAAGUAUAAAGAAGAUGCAAGCAGUAGUGUUCUUGAUCUGCAAAUGUGAAUGCUGGCAAAUGUACGUUCUCUUGGGAGUAGCAGACUUUGAGUACCACCUGUGAAGAGUUAUAUUCCUUUUCAGAGGAGUGAAGCAGCAGAUAAUGUCCUGGUUUGAGCUGGCUAUCUUAGCAGGGUUUACAGAUGGCUUUUGUGGUUCAGGUAUUCCGGAGAAGUUUCAAUUAAAAAUCUUUUUACUUGUAUAUGACAAAUUUCUUUUUGCAAAUGAAACAAAAAGCUUGACCACAUCCCCAUUAUCGGUUGAUAUAUUUAACUAAUAUGUAUAUUAAUCAGCAUGAUGCUAUAUUGUACAUGUAUAAGAUUUUAGCAGUUCAUAACAAAUGGUAAGGCAAUCCAGCUUUACUUUUUUAUGCUUAUGGAUAUUGUAUAUUUGUAUUUUAAGACCAAGUAGACCAAGUCUAAAGAUAUCUUUUUAAGUGUACCAUAAACCUGCAUAGGGUAAAGGAAGUCUUCAAACCUACAUGAAAUAUUAAUGUGUAACUUCUGGCCCCUGUGUUUUGUGCAUGGAUGGAUAUUUAUAGUACGAAAUAAGAUUGUGUUUUGCAAUGAAGUAAUAGUGGAGGUGGUAUAAAAUGGUUAAAAAGGCCUUAUCAAUGGUGAUUGUGACACAGAUUGAAAUGUAUUGUUUACUUUGAGGAAUGUAUCUGAAGAAUUUUAAGAGAGAGGAGUCUUCAGUGGACUCAAAAGAUAUUAAAAUUUUGCUCGUAAUGGACGCGUUAAUUCUCCGAACUCUAAAGCACUGGUUGUUUAGAGUGAUUUAAAUGAAAUGGAAUCAAUAAAUUUUGAAGCUUUUUUUUAUUACAUCUCCAACCUCCUACACUGAAAGUGCAGGACACCAAUAAACAUGUAUUAAAAUGAA